This is a messenger RNA of Musca domestica (house fly), 942 nucleotides long. Its product is annotated as protein Gemin2. Bases 68 to 883 code for a protein of 271 amino acids. NCBI's taxonomy places the organism in Eukaryota, Metazoa, Arthropoda, Insecta, Diptera, Muscidae. The record is from RefSeq and is a predicted model, not a curated record. Gene Ontology annotation, biological process: spliceosomal complex assembly; spliceosomal snRNP assembly. Gene Ontology annotation, cellular component: spliceosomal complex; nucleus; SMN complex. The transcript is spliced from 2 exons.
UAUUAUUCUCUCUUCCUUUUCCACACCGACGCCAGUUUUUUCAAUAAGCUUUGGAAUCUGCUAGUGUAUGGUGGCGUCUUUGAGCAUGGAAGUGGACGAUGAUUUGGAAACUUUUCAGCAACAGGCUUUGGAGAUACGCCAGCCAGGGGAUAACUUCGACCCCUCUGCACCACCACAAAAUGGUGAGGAAUUUCUCAUGCACAUGCUGUAUGAACGCAAACGUUGUCCUGCAGUGGUAGUUAAACCGCCCAAAAAGCCAGUGAAGCCGGUGAUGAAUGGAGUCAAGAAUCAAUUGGAGGAAUUUGAGCUAAGUCCUGAUAUAACGGUGGAUCGAGAUUUAUUGCCCACCAAGGAAUGGAAGGAUAUUCAGUCACAAGAAUUCCUGCGCACACGUUCAAAAAUUCUUAUGUUACGCCAACAUUUGUCAGCGCACAACUAUGACAAUAACCUGGAACCACCUUUGAUAAGUGACGAAGAAGCCUGGCUAAAAUUCUGUCGUGACACCCCACCCAAACUUAGUGUGAUUUUACGUUUGAAUCAACGUACCUUGGAACAAUUAUUGAAUAUGAUUUCAGAAUGGCUCAAGGGCGAGCACAUGGAAGAGGUAGCCUGUUCAUCCAGUUCGGCGGCUGCCAAUCACUCUGUUUUAGAUUUAAGCAACAGUGAACAAUGGUUGGGUUCUUGGCUUUAUGCCGUCCUAAGCUGUUUGCACCUGCCACUGGAACCGAAUGUACAUUUUACGUUAAGAGACAUUGCCCGUACCGCCAUGCGUUUGCGGAGUCGCCUUAAAUCUCACGAAUUUCAAAAAGCCAUACCUUAUAACUUGUUCAUAUAUCUCAUUGCUAAAAUCUUCGAUCAGUUAGAUUUAAUGGAAUUUGUAUAAAUUGUCACAUAGAAUUUAAGCAAAUUGUUUUAAUAAAUACAAAUAACAAAAUAGAAAAA